This is a messenger RNA of Daphnia pulex (common water flea), 615 nucleotides long. It is a transcript of the gene Rpb8, whose product is annotated as DNA-directed RNA polymerases I, II, and III subunit RPABC3-like. Gene Ontology annotation, molecular function: DNA-directed RNA polymerase activity. The coding region runs from base 70 to 525 and encodes 151 amino acids. Gene Ontology annotation, cellular component: RNA polymerase I complex; RNA polymerase III complex; RNA polymerase II, core complex. The record is from RefSeq and is a predicted model, not a curated record. The transcript is spliced from 4 exons. Lineage: Eukaryota; Metazoa; Arthropoda; Branchiopoda; Diplostraca; Daphniidae. Gene Ontology annotation, biological process: DNA-templated transcription.
UUACCAUGGUCAGCAGACGAAAAAAUCACCAAACUUGAAAAAGUAUCCAAAGUCUGAGCUCCUACAACCAUGGCCGGUGUUUUAUUUGAAGAUAUUUUCGAUGUUAAAGACAUUGAUCCUGAAGGAAAGAAAUUUGACAGAGUGAGUCGACUUCACUGCGAGAGUGAGUCAUUCAAGAUGGAUUUGAUUCUCGACAUCAAUUCGUGGCUGUUUCCAAUGGAUUUAGGCGAUAAAUUUCGGUUGGUUUUAGCCACAACGUUGCGUGAGGAUGGAUGUUCCGAUGCGGGUGAAUGGGCUCCGCAAGAUUUGGGCAUCCCGUCCCGUGCCGAUUCGUUCGAGUACGUCAUGUUCGGCAAAGUCUAUCGCAUUGAAGGCGAUGAAGGAUCGACCGAGCCGUCAUCUCGAUUAUCUGCCUAUGCGUCGUACGGAGGAUUGCUGAUGCGUUUGCAGGGAGAUGCCAACAAUCUUCACGGAUUCGAAGUCGAUCAACAAAUCUACCUGUUGAUUAAGAAACUUGCGUUUUAAAAAGUGGUAUGCAAACUUAUAAAUUACAAGUUUGGGAUACGAAUGAAUGUACUUCAUUAUUUCUUUGAAUACACUUGCAUUUUUUUGUAA